Messenger RNA from Talaromyces marneffei, 930 nucleotides. RefSeq lists its product as uncharacterized. The transcript has 2 exons. Gene Ontology annotation, molecular function: DNA binding. Bases 1 to 930 code for a protein of 309 amino acids. NCBI's taxonomy places the organism in Eukaryota, Fungi, Ascomycota, Eurotiomycetes, Eurotiales, Trichocomaceae. The record is from RefSeq and is a predicted model, not a curated record.
AUGGCUGGCGGCACAGCGGUGCUGGAACCGACCUACCACGGGUAUGUGGCUACGACGCAAGAUGCACUGAUCUUAUUUGAGGCCUGUUUGACUGGUGUGCUGCCUCACGUGCCGCGACGACCGCACGAUCGGGAACGCAAUCAUCUCGUGCGCAGUGGCAGUGUGUUUAUUUAUGAGGAGAACACAUCCGGAAUCAAACGAUGGACAGACGGUGUGACCUGGAGCCCAAGUCGAAUCCUCGGCAAUUUCUUGGUCUAUCGUGAACUCGACAAGCCGUUUCCCCCAGGUGAGAAGAAGCGUGCAAUGAAGAAAGGAAAUAGGCGCCCGGUUCAGGCCUCACGCCCUGGAGAGCCUUACCCCCGGUCAGACAGCACUGCUCAGUCUUAUUCGCCCACGACCCCAGGCUCAAAUUUUGGUGGAGAUCGCCCCCAGCAAUCCGACGUCGAGCGAGCGUUGGUCGGCUCUCUUGUGGAUUCCUAUGGUUUCAAAGACUCCGGGCUUGUCAAGAAGACCAUGAGUGUUACAGUGACGGGAAUCACACACCAUCUGGUGUCUUAUUACAGCGUGGACGACGUGAUGAAGGGCAUUUUGAGCCCACCGACGAUGCAUGACGAAUUGCGCUAUAUUAGGCCUCGUACCGAGCUGAUUUCAAAACAGAGUUUCCGCGCACCAAUCGAUGAUGUUGACACAGGAUUGGAAAUUCGCCAUAUGGUUCGCAUCCGACUCAACCAGCAUCGAUUUCGUCAUAUGCCAGUGGGCCUCUUCCUGCUCAAUCCGCGUCGAAUCCGUAUCUACCCACCCCUCCCAACGUGCCGCAGCUCUCCGUCAAACAAGAGCCCGACCAAGGCUCAUACCGUGCAGGAUCCUAUGGCGCGACGUUUGAUGCGAUGGGUCAGAAUCAUCUGCCUACAACACUCCCUCCUGCCAUGA